AAUUAUUUGAAGCAAAACAUAAUUAAUUAAUUCAUUAAUCAUUAAAAGAGAUAAGAGAUAGAAUUAAUUAAGAUUAAGAAUGAAGAACAAUAAGUGUUUAAUGAUGUUUGCUUCAGCUUUGUGUUUGUUGGGUCUUUUGGGUUUGGGUGAAUGUGUGGAGCCUAAUCUUAUUGUGGAAGGCAAAGUCUAUUGCGAUACAUGUCGCGCUCAAUUUGUCACCAAAGCCAGCGUUUACAUGAAAGAUGCAAGAGUGAGGUUGGAGUGUAGCGAGAGCGAAAAGGGGAAAGUGAUAUACAGCGCGGAGGCAGUUACAGAUGCAACCGGAACAUACAGAAUUCCGGUGAGUGGAGAGCAUGAGGAUGAUAUUUGUGCAAUUGAGCUGGUGAAGAGUAGUGAUCCCGAGUGCUCGGAGAUCAACUCUGAGCCUUACCAGAAGUUGAGUGCUCGGAUCAGCCUCACCACCAACAAUGGUAUAGCAUCCAAUGUUCGACAAGCCAACCCUCUUGGUUUCCUUAAGAAGACACCUCUUCCUCAGUGCAAAGAUGUCCUAAAACAGAUGGGAUUGACUCCAGAAGAUCUCAAUAAUUAAUUCAAACAUAAAUACUACUUUAUAAUUAUUAUUAUUAUUAUUAUGAUGCAUCUCAACCCAUAAUAAUCACAAAAGUAUUAUAUAAUUUUUUCUUUUUUUCUUCUUCUUAUUAUUAUUGUAUCCCCUUAUACCCACCCACCUAAUAUUAUAAACUUUGAGACAUUAUUAUUGUUAAUUCAUUUCAUUUUUUGUUAAUUAAAUUUGAUCAUUACUUUACCAA
Messenger RNA from Cannabis sativa, 809 nucleotides. Its product is annotated as olee1-like protein. The transcript has 2 exons. The coding region runs from base 80 to 589 and encodes 169 amino acids. The record is from RefSeq and is a predicted model, not a curated record. NCBI's taxonomy places the organism in Eukaryota, Viridiplantae, Streptophyta, Magnoliopsida, Rosales, Cannabaceae.